GCAGACGAUUAAAGUCCCUAGAUUAUUAAUUAGCAAAAUGCUAGCCAUUUCUUCUUCUUCUCCUAUGUUUUCCACAAAUAAUAAUAAUUUUGGUUGGCUUUUGGAGGAUCCAAUAAGCCAACAAAUAAAUUACAAUCCCAUAGAAACUUCAGAUAAUUCAGCUAUUGGCCUUCAUUCAUCAUCAUCAUCACAAAAAAGCCUUCAACAUUCUGAUUCAAAUAAAUUUGAUCAGAUUAUUAACGGUGGUGAUUAUCAUAAUCAACCUGAUCAGAUGGUUAAGAAGCUUAAUCACAAUGCUAGUGAACGUGAUCGUAGAAGAAAAAUCAAUAGCUUAUAUUCUUCUCUUCGUUCUUUGCUUCCUGCUUCGGAACAUACGAAAAAACUAAGUAUUCCAUCAACAAUAGCAAGAAUUCUCAAGUACAUACCAGAGAUACAAAGUGAAGUGGAAAGACUGAUUCAGAAGAAAGAAGAAAUUACAUCAAGAACUAUUUCCAGUAAAGAAAAUUCAGCUAAUUUUAACAAGCAAAAAAGAAGAAGAGGUGGAAUUGAGAGCUCUUCGUUGGUUAUUUCAGCAAGUCAAAUAGCUGAAAAAGAAAUAGUGUUUCAAAUAUCUACUUUGAAGAUCAAUAAAGGUUCAAUUGGUGAGGCUAUAUCAGAAUUAGAGGAUGAAGGACUUGUUCUAUUAAAUGCAUCUUCUUUUGAAACUUUUGAAGAUAGGGUCUUUCAUACCUUGCAUUUUCAGGUUGAAGGAACAAUGGUAGUUGAAGUCGACAUGUUAAGAGACAAGCUUUCAACAUAUUUUGAGAAGGAUAACAGAUUAUUAGUCUACAAAGUAUUAAUUAGCAAAAUGCUAGCCAGUUCUUCUUCAUCUUCUCCUUUGAUUUCUAAUUAUAACUAUGGCUGGCAAUUAGAGGAUCUAAUUAUGAGCCAACAACUAAACACUACUGCUUUAGAAACUUCAGAUUCAACAUCUCAAAAAAGUCUUCAACACUGUGAUUCCUCAAACAAAUUUGAUCAUCAGAUUAUUAUAGGUGAUGAUCAUUAUUAUCAACCUGAUCAGACGGUGAAGAAGCUUAAUCAUAAUGCAAGUGAGCGUGAUAGGAGAAGAAAAAUCAAUAGCUUAUAUUCUUCUCUUCGUUCUUUGCUUCCUGCUUCUGACCAUACGAAAAAACUAAGCAUUCCAUCAACAGUAUCAAGGAUUCUAACGUACAUCCCAGAGUUACAAAAUGAAGUGGAAAGACUGAUUCAGAAGAAAGAAGAUCUUACAUCAAGAACUAUCUCCAAUAAAGAAAAUUCAGCUGAUUCUGACAAGCAAGAAAGAAGAAGAGGUGGAAUUGAGAGCUCUUCAUUUGUUAUUUCAGCAAAUGAAUUAAGUGAUAAAGAAGUAGUGGUUCAAAUAUCUACAUUGAAUAUCAAUAAAGGUUCAUUUGCUCAGGCUAUAUCAGAAUUAGAGGAUGAAGGACCUGUUCUACUAAAUGCAUCUUCUUUUGAAACUUUCGAAGAUAGGGUCUUUUAUACCUUACACUUUCAGGUUGAAGGAACUAUGUCUAUGGUAGUUGGGGUUGACAUGCUAAGAGACAAGCUGUCAUCAUAUUUUGAUAAGGAAGAAAAGACAAUAAAUUUUUAGCUUUAUUUUAUUAGAAAGACGUUUGAUCAGGCUUUUCCUUUUUUCAUCUUUUCCCCUAAGACAAAGAGUCGUACAUUAUGUAAAGUCAAUCAAUUUACUAUAUUAAGCAGUCACGUGCUUAUGACAAUACUCCUUCAACAGAGAUUUGCUUGUUCCUUUUAGCAAAGCAAAAUGAUUUGAUUUAUCUUUAUUCUUUAAGUAACAAUUUUUUAAAAUUUAUUGGAGUAUUAGUAUUCAAAUUUAAAUUUUUUAAAACACAGAUUAUAUAAGCAAUUUAGUAAAGUAAAUACUUAAUUAAUAAUUUAUUAAGUAAAAUGUAAAGUCAAAUAGUGGACUAAUAAAAGAGAACAAAGGGAACACACCGUUUUUGUCUACUAUGGUCAGGUUAUAUAUCAAUUAAAUGCUUGGAAGUCAUUAAUUAAUUUAUCCUUGUAAGGAACAACAUUUUUUAUUAAAGCAUCUCAUUUAUUUAGAUUAACUUUAAGGGAUAAUUUUAUUUAUUUUUUGUUAUUUUCUAACACAUAAGAGUUAAUAACUUGUUUGUUAUACACUAAGACCCAACAUUUGUAAAAUGCGCACAUGAUAAUUAGGUAAUAGUACUUCAACGUUUCAAAAUAAUCUGGAGAAAAAUGUAUAAAAGGUCCUCAAACUAAAUUAAAAAUGGAUGGCUUAAUGCUUAAAGUAAAAAAUUUAUAUGUUCUCCCUCCGUCCCAAAAUACG
Lycium ferocissimum is the source of this 2347-nucleotide messenger RNA. RefSeq lists its product as uncharacterized. Gene Ontology annotation, cellular component: RNA polymerase II transcription regulator complex. Gene Ontology annotation, molecular function: RNA polymerase II transcription regulatory region sequence-specific DNA binding; protein dimerization activity; DNA-binding transcription factor activity, RNA polymerase II-specific. Gene Ontology annotation, biological process: regulation of transcription by RNA polymerase II. The record is from RefSeq and is a predicted model, not a curated record. The transcript has 6 exons. NCBI's taxonomy places the organism in Eukaryota, Viridiplantae, Streptophyta, Magnoliopsida, Solanales, Solanaceae. Bases 38 to 1627 code for a protein of 529 amino acids.